CGACAACAGACGCGCGCGCGACCACCACCGCCACCAGUAGCACACGCCACAACGAUGGCGUCGAACGCCCAUCGCCACCGUCGUCUUGAUCCGGUCGGUCCGACGGCCGUCAUGCUGCUGUUGCUUCCGGUGUGGCUGGCCGCCGUCACCGCCGACAUCGACGCGGCCGCGCAUUACACCAACCAGUUCGCCGUCCGAGUGGCCAGCGUUGGUGGCGACCACGGACAGCAGGCGGACAGGGUGGCCAGGAAACACGGGUUCCUCAACCGUGGACAGAUUGGAAGCCUUAAUGAAUUUUAUUUGUUUGAACAUCAACACGUACACAAAAGAUCAAUUUACGUUGAUGAAAAAUACCAUUCUCGUCUUAAACUUGAUCCACAGGUAAUAUAAACAUUAUUCAUUAUAAUUUAUAUGUAUGGGUAACUAUUGUACUUAUACUUGUAUGGCAUCAAUAU
Messenger RNA from Acyrthosiphon pisum (pea aphid), 455 nucleotides. RefSeq names its product proprotein convertase subtilisin/kexin type 6-like. NCBI's taxonomy places the organism in Eukaryota, Metazoa, Arthropoda, Insecta, Hemiptera, Aphididae. Gene Ontology annotation, cellular component: Golgi membrane; trans-Golgi network. Bases 55 to 390 code for a protein of 111 amino acids. The record is from RefSeq and is a predicted model, not a curated record. Gene Ontology annotation, biological process: protein processing. The transcript has 2 exons. Gene Ontology annotation, molecular function: serine-type endopeptidase activity.